GUCCUUGCCCACAGUCAGUAUCAGAAGUCCAAAAGAAUUUCCAUCUUUCUGAGCAUGCAAGAUGAAAUCGAGACAGAAGAGAUCAUCAAGGACAUUUUCCAACAGGGCAAAACCUGUUUCAUCCCUCGGUACCAGUUCCAGAGUAAUCACAUGGAUAUGGUGAAGUUAGCUUCGCCCGAUGAAAUUUCUUCACUUCCUAAAACAUCCUGGAAUAUUCAUCAGCCUGGUGAGGGUGAUGUUCGUGAGGAGGCUUUGUCAACAGGGGGACUUGAUCUCAUCUUCAUGCCAGGCCUGGGAUUUGACAAGCAUGGCAACCGGCUGGGCCGGGGCCGGGGCUAUUACGACACCUACCUGCAGCGUUGCCUGCAGCUGCCGGGCCCAAAGCCCUACACCGUCGCCCUGGCCUUCAAGGAGCAGCUGUGCCACCAGAUCCCAGUGGGCGAGCACGAUGUGAGGGUGGACGAAGUCCUCUGUGAAGACCUCUGUGAAGCGGAGGACAAACUCCUCUGUGAAGCACCUUGAGCCCAGAUGACCACGCUGAGUAAUCAGGGUGAAGAAAAUGUGUACUUUCCCUUGUCAAAGUUAAUUGAAGUUGCUCAUUAAAGUGAACACAGACUGCA
Chinchilla lanigera (long-tailed chinchilla) is the source of this 620-nucleotide messenger RNA. It is a transcript of the gene Mthfs, whose product is annotated as 5,10-methenyltetrahydrofolate synthetase (5-formyltetrahydrofolate cyclo-ligase). The record is from RefSeq and is a predicted model, not a curated record. Lineage: Eukaryota; Metazoa; Chordata; Mammalia; Rodentia; Chinchillidae. Gene Ontology annotation, biological process: tetrahydrofolate interconversion; folic acid-containing compound biosynthetic process. Gene Ontology annotation, molecular function: 5-formyltetrahydrofolate cyclo-ligase activity. Gene Ontology annotation, cellular component: mitochondrion.